UUACUGAUGCAGACAGCGGCUAUUGGACGGCAGCUCCCGUGCAUCUGAAGGUCUUCCUCGCGCUCGUAACGUACGUGAAGUAUUACGGGACGGAGCGGAACAGGAGCGGAGCUGUAAAGAGCCGUGUUACUGUUUUAUUUCUGCCUUUAUUUAGGUUAAUGUGGAUUUUUAUACUCUGCUAGCGCUAACACUUAAAUUAGAGUCGGGUUUAGCUCCUCUAGCGCUGAUUUUACGCAGGAAUCGCCUCAGAAAAAACACUUUUUGAUUUUUUUCCGGUGGCGUGUGUCGGUUAGGACGACCGGAGCCCGAAACGGAGCUAUGAGUGGCUUUGGAGUAAUUCUGCGACCCUGAAAGUGUCGUCUGAGCUCGACUGGACCGACAUUCUGCGUGUUGUGGAUUAUUUUAGCUAAAGAAAGGCGUGUUAUGGACCUGACUCUUAGCCGUUAAGUGUUUUUACCGGGCAGAAUGUAUCUUGUCUGAUCCUGCGGUCCGGACCCUGCCAGCCCCCCGUCGAGUCUCGCUUUCAAAUGAAAGAUACUUUCGGUGGAGCUACAGUGCACCGCUUUCUACACCCCGAUAAAGAGCACGCAGACUUUCCCUUCAGAAAGGUCUCUGGGAUUAAGAGCUCGCCUGCUGCUGACAUUAUUAACCUGAACGUUACCUCGCUGAAACCCUCGGAUCCUUUCCGCCAGGCGAAGCGGCUCCCCGUUAAAAUCCUAACCAUGUUAACGGCACAUUCAGGACACUUACUGCACCCGGAGUAUCUCCAGCCCCUCACAUCAGCGCCUGUGAGCAUCGAGCUGGAUGCUAAGAAGAGUCCGCUGGCCCUGUUGGCUCAGACCUGUUCUCAAAUAGGUAAGCCAGAUCCUCCGUCAUCUUCCAAACUGGCCUCAGUCACUUCCAGUGGACUCAGCGACAAAGACUCAUCUCGUUCCUCCUCCUCCACCCUGAAACUGGGAGAGCAACGACCCUCGCUGGAUGACAAGUCCAGCUUCAAGCCCUAUUCCAAAAUAGGCACAGACAGCCAGAGGGAUGGUACUAACAGCAGCAGCAGCACUAACAAGCCUGGCUUUUGUCUUCCCAUGGGUGGAGGUAAUGGCAGCAAUAGCACACAGAGCUGUCAGUCCCACCCUCCUCGUACCAUUUCUCCGAACUCCAGAGUGGGCUCCCCACCACAGACGCAGACGCACAGGCCAAGCGCAUCCCCCAGCACUGGACGUUCGUCCGGCCACUCGCAGACUGUGAAUGGGGAGUUGCAAACCACAGAGUCGACAAACUCUGACAACAGUAGCAAUCUAAAGAAGGAGGCAGAGUCAAGUAAGGCUAGUCUGGACAGUCCCCAACUGGCCAACUCGAGCCAUGCCAGAGCAAGUGCCAACUCCAGCAGUGGCAGUUCGGACAGUAGCCCCAGUCAUGAGGGCAAGGCAGAAACGCAACCAUCACAGCCUGGAGGAUUGGGGCCUGUUUCUAUUUCUCCCUUCAAGUCAAGUCACCCUGUUUUUCCUCUUCCAUCUUCCAGUAUGGGCUAUCAUGGGUCUAUUGUGGGCACUUACGCUGGGUAUCCUGGUCAGUUUGUCCCUGGCUUGGAUCCUACCAAGUCCAGUCUUGGGGGUGCUGGUGUAGGGGUUGCAGGAAAACACCCAAGCUCUAGCCCACUGACUGGAGCUUCUCCUCCCUCUUUUAUGCAAGGCCUCUGCAGGGACCCGUACUGUUUAAGCUACCCAAAUGCUCCUCAUCUUGGUGGUAGCAACUGCAGCACAUGUGUUCAUGACCCUUCCACUCUAAAGAGUGGCUUCCCACUAGUCUAUCCUACCCAUCCUCUUCACUCCCUCCACCAGUCUUCCAGCGUCACCCCCUCACUGUCGCACCCCCUCUACACAUACGGCUUCAUGCUGGCCAACGAGCCUCUGCCACACGCCUGUAACUGGGUCUCCGCUGGUGGACCUUGCGACAAACGCUUUGCAACCUCAGAAGAACUCUUGGCCCACUUGCGCACGCACACCUCACUGCCAGGUGUGGAUGGCAAGCUCCUAUCUGCAUACCCCUCUUCUUCUUCCUCUGCUGCAGCAGCCGCUGCUUCCUGCCACCUUCACCUGCCUCCCCAGAGCAGCCCAGCGUCUCUUCCCACCUCCUUCUCCCUCAGAGCACCUCCUAGCCUGGGGCUAGCACGCUACCAUCCCUACAGCAAAAUGCAUCUACCCACAGCACCAUCUUUGCCCAUGCACUCUUUACCAGCUUCUGCGCCCUACUACUCCCAUUACGCCCUCUACAGUCAAAGACUGGGAUCUGCUUCAGCUCUUGGCUACCAAUGAGGCAGCACACAGACUCUCCACACUUGAGAAUCUUAAAGAGCCAGAACAAGCAGAGUGCUUGCAUGAUGACUGCUAAAAUAUCCAACUGAUACUGGACACUGUUUUUUUUUACCCUGGGUACCAGCUGUCAGUGCUGAGAAAGGACUAAAUGAGUGGGACAAAAAGGAAAUUUAUAGUCCCUUUCGGCUGAGAUUAUGGGUAUGCAGGGUGCAUGCAAGCUUGAAACAGUGUAUAAGACUGAAGCGCCGACACAGUUUUCAAACAGAAUUGUAUUUAUUUUUUAACAAGCGCUUGGCUUGCCAGUUUAUAAUCCAAGACACAAUGUUCUUAAUUAUUGUUUACUUUUGCAAAAUCAGACUUCAUUAAUUAAUUUCACUAUUAAUUUCACUUACGUUCUCCGCCCAUCAUUUGUACACAUUAUUGGUGCAAACUUCAGAAAUUUCUGUUCUGUUUUGUUCUGUUUGUUCUUCAUGAGACAGAUGUCCUCUUCUAUGUUGCCUCUGUUUCUUUUGUCUGUGCGGUAUGAAUGUGCAUGUCUGAGUCCUUUUGGACUUUCUAAAUACUCCUUUUUUAUUUUAAACAGCUUACAAAUAAAUGGUAUAAAGAGCUGUAUUAUUUUUUGUAAUGUGUCAAGAUUAUUAGGCUGGUUAAGGUGCCGGUUCAAUGAGAAAAAAAAGAAAACUAGCGAUGGCAGUGCUGUCCAACUUUGGAGUUAUAAUUUUGUUAAAUAAAUGAAAUGGUUAUAUUUAAA
Astyanax mexicanus (Mexican tetra) is the source of this 3063-nucleotide messenger RNA. RefSeq names its product zinc finger protein 703. The record is from RefSeq and is a predicted model, not a curated record. Gene Ontology annotation, cellular component: nucleus. Gene Ontology annotation, biological process: negative regulation of DNA-templated transcription. NCBI's taxonomy places the organism in Eukaryota, Metazoa, Chordata, Actinopteri, Characiformes, Acestrorhamphidae. Bases 528 to 2312 code for a protein of 594 amino acids. The transcript has 2 exons.